Molecule: messenger RNA, 1266 nt
Organism: Aspergillus terreus NIH2624
Lineage: Eukaryota; Fungi; Ascomycota; Eurotiomycetes; Eurotiales; Aspergillaceae
Exons: 1
Coding region: 1-1266 (421 amino acids)
Source: RefSeq, a predicted model, not a curated record
AUGGAGCGGAGGGCACUUCAGGAGUCUGGUGCUGCCGCCCCGCCAAUAAUGCCGCCCCAGGACCGCCGUCUUCCAGACACGGAAAACCCCUCCCCUGCUGCCACGCCCACCGUAAGCGACUCGACCCGUUCCUUUAUCGACGGCCGAGGCAAGCGACUCACCCUCGACGAACAACGAGCCCUCGUUCGGAUAUGUGCCGAAUACAUGAUCAACCCCGAUCCCAAAGCGUACCCCAAGAACGUCUGGGUGCUAGUCUCGCAGAAAUUACUGGAGAGGACCCAGCGGAAGUAUUCGUGGCAGUCCUGCCGCCGCUGGAUGUGCCGUCUGGUCUCGGACCGACAGAUGCACUGGGAAGCUGUGGACGAGAAUCGACGACGCAUUCCAAUGAUAGACGAUUUGUUGGCGGCCGAGGUGGACCAGUGGAUGGGAGUCUGUGUGCGGAGUCACGAGCAGUUGAAAACCCCGGAAGCCAUGCUGCAGCGUCGUCUGCAGAAACCGCCGGCACGACAGUCUGCCUAUGAUGCCGAAACCGAGGCCCAGCUGCGAUACAAGCAAGAACGUGUCCUGAAGUGGGUUUCUCUUCUUCCCGAUGACGCACAGGCAUUUGCGGACGAACUGCAAUCCCCGCUGGAGCACAGGCCAUCGACCCCAGACCCCAGAGAGCCUCCACGUCAGGAAACCUUUGACCAAAAAUUAAAAAGGAUGAUGUCUCAGGAUCCGCAAUAUAAAUCAUCGGACUAUUCGAGCGGUUUGGAAGAGGAACUCCUUGCCAGGGACAACGGCACGUUGCGAACCACCAAAAAGAGACUACGUGAAGAGACCGGUGACGACCUGGACUCUCCCCCGUCGAAAUACAUAUCACGUCCCAACGCCGUGAAGGAGCCCAGCAAACUGGGUGAGCUUAGGCUGCACGAGACUCUCAGCACUGCGUGUCGUGGGGAUCUUCAAAAGAGUGCGGCGCAACUGGUGUCCGAAAUACCGAUCCCCAACGCCAGUACCUCGAGGUCCGUUGCGUGGCAGUACCUGACUAUACUAAAACUUGCUACGGAUGCGCUGAUGAAAGCGCACGAUAAAUGCGUUGAUAUUUUUGAGCGCGAUAAGAACAUGACUGAUGAUGAUUUCGAGGACAUGUUCGGUGAAAUCAUCAAGCUCUGGAGCAUCAAUCUUAAGGAAGUAAUCGGUGUCUGGAUGGAAGCUCGAAAUGUGCAGAAUAAGAGAGCUUCUCUCAAUAAAGAUACGGAGCCAGCACAGACUACUGGCAAUUGA